Messenger RNA from Triticum turgidum subsp. durum (durum wheat), 969 nucleotides. The record is from the annotation of a GenBank genome assembly. NCBI's taxonomy places the organism in Eukaryota, Viridiplantae, Streptophyta, Magnoliopsida, Poales, Poaceae.
AUGGCGGCCACCGGUACCAAGCAGCAGCAGCCCACGGCAACACCGGUGGCGACGGUGGUGGACCCCAAGUUCGAGUGGGCGGAGAAGGAGGGCAGCUACGUGCUCCGCCUCACCCUGACGGGAUUCAGGAAGGAAGACUUCCGGGUGCAGGUGGACGGCACCGGGAAGCUCACCGUGCGAGGGGCGACCAGGCCGAGCGCCGGCGGCCCGGGCUCCUCCCUCUACAGGGUCUUCCAGCUGCCCGCAACCGCCAGCCUUGAUGACAUCGCCGGCCGCUUCGAGGCCGGCGUGCUCACGCUCACCGUGCGCAAGCUCGCCUCUUCCGGUGCCGGUGUGGCCAAGGACAAGGAGGACGGUGCGCCGCCGACGUCCACCGAAGAGAUCAGGAGCAAGCCCACGAAGGAGGCUGCCAAGCCGACGCCACCCGCAGAGGUUGGCGGCGCCGAGCCCAAGGAGAGCGUGCUCAGCCGGACGACUCGGCAGGUCGCCGAGCGCGUUCAGCGCAUGGAAGAGGAGGCCAACAGACGCAAGCAAGAGGAAGAGAAGAAGCCAGCACCGGCGGCGAAGAAGGACCAACACCCGAGGCCUAAGGCUCCUCAAGCGGCAACAGCAGCUGCGGCGACACCCGAGAAGCAAGGGUCUGCCAUCGGCAAGAAGGACAAGGCGGCAGUUGACCGGGAGAGCCUGGAGGACAGGGUUAGGUUGUGCGGUGACGGCGAGGAAGUGAGGGCCAAGGCAGCUGCCACGCCGACAGCCAUGGACGCGAAAGCGGAGCACGAGAAGAAGGCGGCGGCGGCGACAUGCACCGCCUGGAAGGAGCGCAUUGUAGGGGAGCUGAAGGGGCUGACAGACAUGAAGUGGGCGGACAACACAUUCGAGAUUGCGAGGAAGAACAAGGAGGUGGUCGCCGUCGGCGUCGCCGCCUUCUCGCUAGGCUUCUUCGUCUCCCAGAGGCUCUUCGGUAAGUGA